Effrenium voratum is the source of this 1257-nucleotide messenger RNA. The record is from the annotation of a GenBank genome assembly. Lineage: Eukaryota; Dinophyceae; Suessiales; Symbiodiniaceae.
AUGGUGCCAACUGUGCCCGAGCCUCCAUUUGAAGCGGCCAUGGCACCUUCGUGCACUGCGUGCAAGGCUGACACACUUGCUAACAGCAGGUUUUGCCACAUGUGUGGAGUGGCCGUGGGGAUGGCGCAUGGCGGGUACAGCAUCGUGGAGCCGUCCAUCCUGCCAGCAGACUUGCAAGCAGUGAAGAAGCCUUCUCCAGGCAUGCGUCGGAACUCAGCCGCCGACCUCCGGCGCAACAACAGCAGCUAUCUCCUCUUGAUGCGCCUUGAGGAGGCAGGUGCGGAGUGGCGCGACGUGGAAGGUCUGAGUGAUCCCGGUGGCCGCACCCCUGACAGCACCCCGAAAGCCCGACCCAUGACCAUGUCCCCUACAAAGAGAUGGGAGACCGACCGCGACAGGUUCGUUAAGAUCUCCGAGAUCCAUGCAGCGCCUGCCUUUCCAAGGAUACUUUGCGUAUCCCGCAGGUAUUUGCGGAAGAACAAGUAUGUGGAUAUCACGGGGGAGUACCACUUGGAGCUGAUUCAGAAGUUCGGUGGUGCACCCAUCAUUCUGCCACGCACCAUGCAAACCGUCCAACAACUCUGUGAGUAUUUGCCCAUGGAUGGUUUGGUGAUUGCCGAAGGCCAGGAUCUCUCCGAUGAUAUCCUGCAGAAGUAUGGCUGCCAGGUGCCUGAGCGUCUUACUGGUGAAGCAGCCAAGAAGUUUGCAAGCGACACAGAGACGGAUGUCUCCAAAGAUGAGCUGGAGUUUGCAUUGAUGAGAUUUGCCCUGGCAGCAGGUGUGCCCGUUCUCACCUUUUGUCGUGGUUCCCAGAUGCUCAACUGCAUGCGAGGCGGAACCCUCGUGGGUGACAUUGAGAGUCAGACAGAUAGCUGCAUCAAGCAUUUGAGAGACUCCAGUGAUCCUGAAUAUGACAGCUUCCGUCACCCUAUCACCGUGAAAACAAAGACACCUUUGGCUGAGUGGUUUGGUGACAGUUUGGGGAAUGGUGAAGCCAAGAUGCUUAUGGUGAAUUCCUACCAUCACCAAGCAUCAAAAGAGCUAGGGUGGAGCUUAGUGCCUAUGGCACACAGUCCCGAUGGAAUCAUUGAGGCCUUCUAUGAUCCAAGAUAUGACCCGAAAGCAGGGCAAUUUGUGGUCGGCUUGCAGUUCCAUCCGGAGCGGAUGCUGGGUGACUAUCCGGGCUGUGCACGAUGCUAUGAAUCAUUCCUAGAGGCUUGCAGGGCCUACAAGGCCUUUCAAGAUGUGUGUGCCUAG